AUGGCAAGUACAUCAUCUUCAAUAAAAAUCAAGAUCUGGGAAAACAAAUCAAAGCCUCACUCAAUGAUGGUGGUGGUAUCUCAGUUGAUAGGAAUAAGCGUAGCAGGCUAUCCGAGUUACUUGAUAAUUGUAGUGCCUUCACAUGACUUUACAUUUCAAUUAGAUAAACAGACAACACCCGCUUCAUCAAAAGAAAAAGGAAAAUCAAAAGCUCAAGAAUCUUCCGAAGACAAUUAUAACCCAUCCAGCAGCGAGGAGAACACAAGCGACGACGGAGAACCACCCUCAGACAAUGAGGCUUCAGGAAGUCAAAAUGUUGCUAGAAAAAAACCACCUCACAAACCAUCAUUGUCAAUUCAUCCCAAGCCCGCCGCUGAACCCACAGGUCCAUCUGAGGAGUUUGGGCCAUCAAGCACAAAGGAAACAGGAUCACAUGAAUGGAUGAUGCAAUCAAUAUUUAAGCUGAAGAGUGGAUUGAUGAAAACGGUCAAGAGAAUGGAUGACAUGAGCAAAGAUUUCAAACUUCUAUCCAACAUUGUCGAGAAAGGAAUUAAUAGUGGGGGCUGCGAGGAAGGCGCAGAAACACCUGAGUGUACAGCAAAAAAAGUAAAAACCCAUGGUGGUGCAGUAUCUGUAAGUGAUUUGUCUACUCAGUUUCCCAACCCAAAAUAA
This is a messenger RNA of Melampsora larici-populina 98AG31, 672 nucleotides long. RefSeq lists its product as uncharacterized. The record is from RefSeq and is a predicted model, not a curated record. The transcript has 6 exons. NCBI's taxonomy places the organism in Eukaryota, Fungi, Basidiomycota, Pucciniomycetes, Pucciniales, Melampsoraceae. The coding region runs from base 1 to 672 and encodes 223 amino acids.